AUGUAUAAUUAGAGAUUGAGAAUCCUAGCUUAAGCAGUUCUAUAAGAGCAGGCCUAAUAAAUACAAAAUACAGAACGAAAGCUCAGCCUAUAAGAAAAUUACAUAAUUUACAAUAUUAUAUAAGUAGCUGAAAUUGCUAACAUUAAAUCAGAAAUUGAAAAGCUGGCAAUUGAAUUUCAAAAUCUGCUUAUUUACAAGUAUCUGAAGGAAGCAAUAUCGCACCUUUUAAUCUAAUUAGACCAUAUUUUUUUAUAAUAUUCAUUUGAAAGCUAACCGGAUGAUAUAAAAUGUUACAUUUCAACAAUUAAGUACUUGUCAUCGUUUGUUUCAAAUAUUCCCAGUUUCUCUGUGUUUUUAGAAGAACUCAAUAAUAGCCUAUAAUAUUAGCCAAUUGAUUAUAUGAAGACUGUUGCGAAGAGAGCUUAUAAAUUAAUGAAAUUUCAAUAAUUAUUGUGUUAUUACAUGGAUUAAUUUAAAAAACAGAGAGGAAUAGAUUUAAAUAAAUACUAUAAUUUAUAAGGAUUUAUGAAAAUAUAUAAGGGUUAUGGUAAAAUCAAAUUUGCUUUUAAAAAGUAAAAGAAAUAGCCCAAAAAUCAUAAUACAUAAAGUUAAUCUUCAAUUUCUACUGCAUACUCCCACUCAUAUUCAGUAACCCCUUAACCUUAAAUUUUAGGAUAUAAUGAUCCAUAUUAAUAACCUUAUAGUACAACUACAAUAUAUUCACAGGAGGGUUGUACAUCUCUAAAUUCACAAUCAACCUUAAUACAACAACCUUAAAUUUAAAGUUGUUCAUAUUAAAAAUCACACUCUUUGUAGGGUGAUUAAAACUUUUAGGAUCAACCAGAUUAUGGAAUAUCUUUAAUCUAAUAAUCGAGCCAUCCUUAAUAAAGGUCAAAUUAUGAUUACCCAUUGAUGCCUCAAAACUAUAAUGGUGGUGUGACCUAAACAUUUUAACAAUAGGAGCAAUAUUAACCAAAUUUUUAGUUCUAGAAUAUGCCUUAAUAAUAAUAAUAACAAUAAUAGCAAUAUUAAUAACAAUAGCAAUAUUAAUAACAAUAAUAAUAGUAAUAAUAGCAAAAGUAAGAACAAUAAAAAUAAAAAUAAUAUUAGUAAUAAGUUCAAUAAGUUCAAUAAAUUCAAUCAAUUUAAUUUGCAUAAAACUAACACUAACAAAUUUAAUAAUGUUAAAAUGUUCCUCUUCCAUAAUUUUAUCAUAAUGAAUAACACAGUUAUGAACUCCAAUAAAUUUAAAAUACCGUGUAAUUCUGUUAAGAAGAUGCAAUUAAAAAGGUAGCCAUCACAGAUUCCAUUUUUUAAUAAUCUAUAUCAGAAAUAUCUGAAAUUUAGGAUACGAGUGUAUAACAAUUUGGUUUUACCUCAUUCAGACCAGACCAGACGCAAAUAGAUGAUGCAUCAUUUUAAGAGUAAAUCAAUUAAAGGAUAGAAGAAAAAAAAGAGUUAAUUAAUUAAAAGGUUGCUUAAGAGUAAUAAAUGAAAUAAAGGGAUGUUGGUUAAGGGAAAUAGAUUAAAUAAGAUUUUAAUUAAGAAGAAUAAAUUCAUUAAAGGGAUGGAGGUUUACAAUUUAAAAUAUUGGAGUAUUCAGAAUUUGAGGAAUUAGUGAUGAAUAAAGCAAAAAUAACUCAAAUUCUUUUGGAUCCUGAUACCAAUUAGCAGGUCUUUUCAACUUAACUAUCGCAUUUCAUUUUAGAUAAAAGUAACCAGCAUGAUUUGGAAGCCAUUUCAUUAUUAGAAAGAUUUUGCGAGAAAAAGUAAAGUUAAUUUGAGAGAGACGAUUAAAAGAAGAAAAUUUUAUAACUUCUUGAUUUUUGA
Paramecium tetraurelia is the source of this 1830-nucleotide messenger RNA. RefSeq lists its product as uncharacterized. Lineage: Eukaryota; Ciliophora; Oligohymenophorea; Peniculida; Parameciidae. The record is from RefSeq and is a predicted model, not a curated record. The transcript has 2 exons.